Desarmillaria tabescens is the source of this 1002-nucleotide messenger RNA. RefSeq lists its product as uncharacterized. The coding region runs from base 112 to 801 and encodes 229 amino acids. The transcript is spliced from 2 exons. Lineage: Eukaryota; Fungi; Basidiomycota; Agaricomycetes; Agaricales; Physalacriaceae. The record is from RefSeq and is a predicted model, not a curated record.
GUUCCAAAGAAUGCCAGAAAAUGAAUUGGCCCUACCACAAGAAUAUCUUCCAUCGCACUUACUUUGUGAAGGUGCUCAUAGAAACUUUGAAUCAUACAGGAAAUACUGCAGAUGAACAUGUCGGCUCGAUCAUUAGAUAUCCUGUUAUUGACGAUUUCAGAGAUGCUGCUGUACAUGUCAAGAGAAUGGCAGAACUUGAGAAGAUCAGUGCUCCCACCGCCCAGCUACUCCGAGACUGGACAGGUUACAAAGACGAAUACUAGGCCGGAUACGACAGAGUGUUUGGUGCCGGCUCUUGGACUAGUGCGCGAUACCUCACGAGGCCGAACACACAUCAUAUAUCAGGAAGUCGAGCACGUCCCGUCCGCAAAGAAUCCGCUCGACAAGUUCAGGUCCACAAGAAUCGGAGUUUUCAAGCAAGAAGAUGUCUGGAAAGACCUUGAAUCCCGAUUGGGUCCAGAUUCUGGCGAUGCGAAGAUGCAUAUCCGUGAGAUGCUCAAGGAGUUCGAUACUGGACCUGGGAAAGAGCGGGUCGGCCGCAAAGCGCACGUUCCCAUCUUUAAUCUGAUGUUCUCGUCCAAAAACAAAGUCGACGUAUAUCUUAGGAUGUGUGUGUUGUUUCUCUCUCUUGACAGAUCUCUUGCAAUGUUGCUUCCCAAUUUAGGUGAAAUUACGCAAAGGGAUUUAGUGCUCAUACGACCCAAACCGGACUGGAGGCGGUUUGUGAAUGUGAAAGGAGAACCUUCUAUUCACAUCCAGUUAUGCGACGGCAAGAUUCCGGAUGCAGAAUUUAUCUUUUGAAGCAGACGGGCCUAGGAAAUGCGCAGGAAAGCGAACUAGCCUGUCUUAUGGACCGUGGUCGGAAGGCAUAUGGCAAAUUGAAAUCGAUUGACCCGUACGGUUGGACGCGUCGCAUACGACAGAUCGGACAGAUUAGAGUAACGGAGAAAGGGAAAGUGUCUGUUAGUGAUUCAAGAAAUACACGCCCCUUCCUCAUUCAUA